CAAAACCCAUUGCAUUUUGCGUGUCUGAUUUUUUUCCUCUGUCGUCUCUGUCCCUUCUGGUUGGUUCUUGGGGAGUAAGUGAGGGAGCACAAUAAGUAACCAUGGGACGCACUCCAUGCUGUGACAAAGAGAACGUGAAGAGAGGUCCGUGGUCUCCGGAAGAAGACGCAGCUCUCAAGUCCUACCUCCAGUCUCAUGGCAGUGAUGGCACCGCCAGCAAUUGGAUUCAUCUCCCCAAAAAAGCUGGCCUGAGGCGGUGCGGGAAGAGCUGCCGUCUGCGGUGGCUGAACUAUCUGAGGCCAGACAUCAAACACGGUGGCUUCACUGAGGAGGAGGACAGCAUUAUAUGCAACCUCUACAACCAGAUGGGAAGCCGAUGGUCAGUCAUUGCUUCUUACAUGCCUGGAAGAACAGACAAUGAUGUGAAGAACUACUGGAACACCAAAUUAAAGAAGAAGCUUUUGGGAGGAAAGAUAAAGAAUAUCAGCAGCAAAGAGCCCACAAUUGCAAACAAUGCCAAUUUUUCUGGAAUCCCAGAAGCCGAGAAACCCCAAGACUCUGCCUUUUCGACUUCCCAACCCCAAGUUCCAUCCACAUUGCAGAUGCUAUAUGAUGUGAAUUCUGGACUGAGUGCAGAUAACCAGACCAUGAGCUUAAACCCUGAUCAGUUAUAUAACCCCAAGCUCUCGGGUUUUUUGGAUUUCGGUGCAAUGUCAAGGGGGAGUUACAGCACUACUGUUUCAUUGUCUCAGGAGGGAUCAAGCGUUUCGGAUUCAUCUUCCAUAGCUGGGAAUCGUUAUCUUGAUCAGGAUUAUGGGUUUUUGAUGGAUUAUGGAUUUGGUGUGGCUUAUGAUAAUAAUGUCAACCAUUAUGGCAUGUGUUUUGGAGACAAAACCAGUGAAGUUGGUCCAACUGGAUGCACAGAUUUGGGUGAUUUCUUUUGAAGCUGAAACUUACAGGAUUGAUCUGAGUCAAAAGGGUUUGUAACAAAUUGGGAAGAAAUGAAUUGGGUUAGAGAAAACAGAAGCAAAAAGCAGAGAAUUCGGAUAGGAAUUGGGGAAGAAAAAUCGCUAACUAGCUAGCUAGAAAUGCUUUAAUUUUCUGUCUUUCACUUGUUCUAGUUUUUAUGGAAACAUAUAAUGUUAAUCAAAUUUGUCCA
Messenger RNA from Pyrus x bretschneideri (Chinese white pear), 1159 nucleotides. RefSeq names its product transcription factor MYB87. The record is from RefSeq and is a predicted model, not a curated record. Lineage: Eukaryota; Viridiplantae; Streptophyta; Magnoliopsida; Rosales; Rosaceae. The coding region runs from base 102 to 944 and encodes 280 amino acids. The transcript is spliced from 3 exons.